AGCCGGACCAGGUCAUGUCUACCACCCUUUAAUUUUGUGGUGCACGGUCCUUUGUGGUCCGGUCAGGAUGACACCCACAAUGUGUUCGGCGAACCAACAUUGUGCCCACAGCUAUCGCCCUCUCAUCUAAUGACAGUCCUGGUGGAUGAUAUCAGCCUGAGGGCGAGAGGGAAGCUGUAAUUAGAGGCCCUGGGUAAAGGUUGAUGAGCCGAUGUGCAGCUUAACCUGGCCUUUGCUCCAGUCGUAUAUAAAGUGACCUGGGAUGAGAGAGUUGAGUGUGCAGACGAGAGAGAGGGGAGAACCGGAGUCUGCUCGGAGCAACAAGCUGCUGUGAAUCCAAACAGAUCCACCGAGGAGCUGUGGCUGUGUCUCUGCUCACCGAAGAUCGACGUCCUCCAGCCAGUGAAGGACUCUUCUGCUGCUGCUCAUGUCGUUCCCUCAUGGCCGUGUCAUGACCCCCGUCACCUCCCUCCGGUCACGGCUCACCUUGGUCCUGACCCUGGCUGUGCUGCUCUGCCCCUUGGCCUUAGUGACGGUUCAGGGGGAAAGCCAGACCCAGUCUCCUGCUCAGGUGCUCCAGGACCUGCUGAGCCGCUAUGGAGACAACAGCACCAUCACGGUGCCCCAGCUGCGCGCCCUGCUCGGCCUCCUCAGCAAGGAGCAGGGGGAAGGUCACAACGAGAGCAGCAGUGUGGCUGAGACACCAACCAGCCCGCCUCCUAAAGCCAACAGGUCCAAGUGCCUGGCUGCAGACACGUUGGCCAUUUACAACAUCAGUGAGCAGACCCGGCUGGACGGGCAGGGCCUGACCGAGCUGUGUCCCACCAUGCUGUUGCAGCUGGAUGCCGGGUCCUGCAAGCUGCAGAAAGAGGAGAUGCUGCCCAUCGAGCCCCCCCCCAGGCCCACAGGAGCUGAAGUGUGGGGUUAUGGGAUCCUGUCUGUGACACUCAUCUCUCUGUGUUCGCUGGUGGGGGCCAGCGUGGUGCCCUUCAUGAAGAAAACCUUUUACAAGCGCCUGCUGCUCUACUUCAUAGCCCUGGCCAUUGGCACGCUCUACUCCAACGCCCUGUUUCAGCUCAUCCCAGAGGCGUUUGGUUUUGACCCCAUGGUGGAUUUCUACGUGUCCAAGUCGGCCGUCGUGUUCGGAGGUUUCUACCUCUUCUUCUUCGUGGAGAAGGUUCUCAGGGUUCUGCUCAAACAGAAGAAUGGGAGCCACGGCCACAGUCACUACUCCAGUGAGCGUCGCUGCUCCUCACCCGACAAGGAGCUGGAGGAGGGGGAGAAGGAGAAGCUGCAGCUGAACGGGGAAGCCAAUAGUCUGGCUGCGGGCAAAGUGGACGCCGGGGAGGGGGAGCUCAUGCUCAGCCCGGCUCAGACCCCACAGGACUCCCAGAGGCCAGAGAGCACUGGGAGGUCUGGAGUCGGCCGUGGCUGCUAUUGGCUGAAGGGGACGACCUACUCUGACAUCGGCACGCUGGCCUGGAUGAUCACGCUCAGCGACGGUCUGCACAACUUCAUCGACGGCCUGGCGAUCGGAGCGUCCUUCACCUCGUCCGUCUUCCAGGGCAUCAGCACGUCCGUGGCCAUCCUGUGUGAGGAGUUCCCCCACGAGCUGGGAGACUUCGUGAUCCUGCUGAACGCCGGCAUGAGCAUACAACAGGCUCUGUUCUUCAACUUCCUGUCGGCCUGCUGCUGUUACCUGGGCAUGGGCUUCGGCAUCCUGGCCGGCAACAGCUUCUCACCCAACUGGAUCUUCGCCCUGGCCGGAGGAAUGUUCCUCUACAUCGCUCUGGCAGACAUGUUCCCGGAGAUGAACGAGGUGAGUCGUGAGGAAGAGGACGCCGGCGGCAGCAGCUUCCUCCUCACCUUUGCCAUCCAGAACGCCGGCCUGCUGACGGGCUUCUCCAUCAUGCUGCUCCUCACCAUAUACUCUGGACAGAUGCAGAUGGGCUAGCACCACACUCCUCCGGUCCCGACACCAGCUCUGGCCCGGGCAACAUGAACUGGGGACUUCUGCUGGUUUGUGCCGGUGGAAACUGGCUCGGAGAGGAGGGAAGCCGAACCUUCUUUUCCUCUUUGUCUCCCCCCCCCCCCUUCUUAAGCUAUAAGGACUCUGGAGUUUGUUUGUGCGGCAGGUACGCACACUCCUCUGUAGAACAUAUUCGAGAAGCUGUUCACACAUGCAGUAUAUCCCAGGCAGGGGGGGGGGGGGGGGGGGGGACUUGUUCAGCCUACAAAGACGACUACACGUGCCCUGAACGUGCAAUACUUCUGAAUAUGCUCUAUUCAUCAGCCAUUUUGGCUCCUGCUCUUGUUCUCUCAACCAGAGACUCAUUGGAUGUUGAGUGUUCACGUCUCUGAUCCUCUGUGGCUGUCACGUUCCCUCAGGAGGUGAGAGAAGCUGUGUGUCUUCUAGACCCCCCCCCCCCCUCCCCCGUGUUUCACUCCGCACCAAAAACCAAUUAUUACGGAACUGGAACUGAACAUUUUAACAAGUGUUGACAUCAGACCGACUUCCAGCUGGACUUUGUCGUUUGUGUGUUGAUGUUAUAUUUUCUUACACGUGAAAAAAUGUGAGUAUAAAAAAACGAUGGGUGUUUUGAAGAAUACAGGCGGACUGUAGAGAACGAUGAAGGGCUACUCAGAGACGUCUGGAGGGAACUCUUCAUCCUCCCGACUCGUCUUCAUCCUCGACAGGCAGAUCAAAACUCCUCCUGAGGCCUCGGCCCCUUUCCUGUAAAGUCCAGAUUGUGAUUCUAGUCCAGACACAACGACCCACUGUCCUCAGCAGCACUUCUCCAUAUUUAACCAUCUGUGCCCUUCAUUCAUAUCACGUGGAACAGUUACAGCUUUCUGCCAUUCCUUGUAUUUCUGAGAUCUGGUCUUUGCACAUCUCAUUGACAACUUUUUCCCAAAGUAUUUUGCUGUGCAGUCAUAGUUUUAACAUGAUACUGUAACUGAAUCACAUGCGUAUACGCACACUUUGCCUCCUGGUCAGGUCUGUGCGCUUCUCUUUAUUAAUCAUCCAUAACAAUAACAGAAAAAUUUGAUUAUAUACUUUUAUUUAGUUACUGUACUUAACACUGCGUGGCCACAAGUAUGGAGACAAACAUGUUUCAAUCUUUGAAGAACCAAUGAGAUCAGUGGAAAACACUCAUUCCUGCUCUGAUAUUAUUCAGCCUCUCGCUGCAAAACAGGCUGAAAAGGAUUUAUUAUUAAUCGUUUCAUUUUAAAUUUAUAUUUUUCUAUUUUUAUUGAUCGGUUAGAUUCUAAAAUCACUUCUCUACUUAUCAGCUAGGACAGUAAACCUGAAGUGUGUUUUGCGUUCUAUUGGCUGCAGGUACAAAUACCUGCAGCCAAUAGAACGGAGGUGGAUGUGUGAAUACCAUGUUUACGUGUCCACAUACUUUUGGCCAUGUAGUGUAAUGUAGACCUGAGGGGAUCCAGUGAACGUCAGAGCUGAAAUGUCAGAUUCCUUCUCUGCAGCAUUCAGGGGACGUGGAGCUGGUGUUUGUCAUGUUUGUUUAAAUGUGACUGGUUCUACUUCAACUAGUUCUAACAUCAGUUCUGUUAAAUACACACAUCACAGUGUGUGUUGCAGGGUACACUACAAAUUGAGUGGAUCUCUGUUGAGUUUCAUUUACUGAUGAUCAGCUGCACAGAUUCUUCACUGUUCAAUAUUCAAAAUUCAAGCAGUCACCAGAAGCUACAAUGUGAGGAACGAUUAGAGCUGUAGAAUAUUAUUUAUUAGAAACAGAGAAGAAGUGAUGGAUGUUAUGUUUGUAUUGUCGCACUAACAAAUUAAAGAGAUUUCUGUUAUUUCCGGUUGGAAAAGUCAAGCCAUCAAAACAACUGGUACCAUGUGGUACAGUAUUACUGCUGUGUAAUAAAUAAUGUAUGGGAGGUUAUUUAUUAUCGCUUGAGCCAUAAAAUUAUUUAUUUUAUGCUUUAGAGCCGAGAUGAUAAAGUCAUUUUAGGUGUUGGUCAUUUCUUUUGUUGUGAUGUUUUUAGCUGGAGGCGGAUUCGCUGCCUCACACAAACCUCAUUGUUCAGGUCACACACUGAACAACAAACAACACAACAAACAAUCAGGAGCAACCAAACAACAAAAGUGUUUCUGCUGUCAAUCAACCAACAAGCUAACGUUUAUCUUUAUGAAGAUUUUAACAGUUAUAAAACAAUUUAUAAAUCCUCUUUCCUACUUGUAAUCUUCAAAGAAAGAUACUGUACCUAAUGUAAUUCAUGUGAAUCUUCAUUAGCCUGUGUGUCAUGGGAGUCCUUUUUUAUAUAAACAUCAUUUUACAAGAAAA
Pleuronectes platessa (European plaice) is the source of this 4310-nucleotide messenger RNA. It is a transcript of the gene slc39a14, whose product is annotated as solute carrier family 39 member 14. The record is from RefSeq and is a predicted model, not a curated record. NCBI's taxonomy places the organism in Eukaryota, Metazoa, Chordata, Actinopteri, Pleuronectiformes, Pleuronectidae. Gene Ontology annotation, biological process: intracellular zinc ion homeostasis; zinc ion import across plasma membrane. The transcript has 9 exons. Gene Ontology annotation, molecular function: zinc ion transmembrane transporter activity. Gene Ontology annotation, cellular component: membrane. Bases 428 to 1954 code for a protein of 508 amino acids.